CUCUACACAAAAACCGAACUCAUAGAAAAGAGAUGCAGUAGGUUCUUUCUUCUAAACCUGAGUAUACCCAGAAGCUUCAACCGAGCUUUAAUGGCGUCUCGGCUUGUCCCUCUAAUUUUGAUCCUCAAACACAAAUGUUUAUCGCAUUUUCAAGUCUAAAUUUCAAUACCGAGCUGAGUUUUAGUACUAUGUAAGCAACAACUUGAGGUUUCAAAUCAAUAAAUUCGUUCUUCGCAAGACCAACAAUGGAAUUUCGAAAAUUCUCAAAAAACAAGCCUUUGAGUCUCCUCCCCAAAAUUCGAUUAAAGAUCCAAAUAGCGAAACACAACAACAAUAAUCAAAAUGAUCCAUUCGUCAACCUAAAGAGUCAUCGAAAACAGAACACUCUUUACCUACAAAGCUUCUUCACAACCAACACUCCACCGUUGUACCACCAAUCAACCACCAGAAAAAGAACCUGUCAUAGAAAAUGACUACCCAAAAGACCAACAUCACCCAAAACAAUCUGAAAUUUUGCUAUAUGAAAACGAAUCGAAAAUGGGUUUCACAGGCAAUCUUCUUUCACUAUUUCUUUUUCUUUUCUUUGCAAAGGCUUUCUUCCAAAGUAAGGGAAUGGGGAUGUGAGAAAAAAAUUCCCCAAAAAUUGUUGCUAAUCUAGUAGAGGUUUUGAAUCUGUGGUGGAUGCAGAUGUGAAGGGAAGGGCUGUGUUAUUAGGGGUGUUGGGUUAAAAUGGGAGAAGAGAGGUAACGUGGAGAAGGGAGGGGGGAGGGGGGGUUGGUGGGCUGCAGAACUAAGAGAAGCUGAGACGGCAUUAAAGAGCUUAGUGCCUAUAUAGGAGGAAAACAGCUGACUGCAUUUGGCGUUAACUCCAACCAUUUCUAAGAAAAAUAAUUGAAGUACGAACUCAGGGAAAUGGAGAACAAGUUGGCUAAAUGGGGUUUCAACAAUGGAGAUUUAAAGGAAAAAUCAUUGCUUUCAAUUCGAUCAGUUCUUGAAACAAUAAUGGAAAAUCUUAAAGAAGAGAAUGAGAGGAAGUCAGUCAUUCAUUUGGGCCGUGGAGACCCUUCUGCAAUUCCAUGCUUUCGAACUUCACCAGUAGCAGAAGACGCUCUUUUUAGUGCUGUUCGAUCUGCUAAAUUCAAUGGUUAUGCUCCUGCUGUUGGUAUUUAUUCAGCUAGGAGGUCGAUAGCGGAAUACAUCUCUCAUGAUAUUCCUCACCAACUAUCACCAGAUGAUGUUUUCCUUACACCUGGUGCUAAUCAUGCAAUUGAAGUUGUAAUGGCGGUCCUUGCUCGCCCUGGUGCCAACAUAUUGCUUCCUAAACCAGGGUAUCCGUUUUAUGAAGCUCGUGCUGCAGUUAGUAAUGUUGAGGUUCGCCAUUUCGACCUUCUCCCAGAAAAGGGUUGGGAGGUCGAUCUUGAAAGCCUAGAAUCCCUUGCUGAUGAUAACACUAUUGCCAUAGUUAUCAUUAAUCCUGGAAAUCCUUGUGGUAAUGUUUUUACGUCUGAACACUUGCAAGAGAUUGCGGAGACAGCGAAAAAGCUAGGUAUCCUAGUGAUUGCAGAUGAAGUCUAUAGCCACUUAUGUUUUGGUAGCAAGCCAUUUGUGCCGAUGGGAGUGUUUGGAUCAAUAACUCCAAUUUUAACUCUGGGGUCAUUGUCAAAAAGAUGGAUCAUUCCUGGUUGGCGACUUGGUUGGAUAGCAAUGGUUGAUCCUAGUGGCAUUCUUAAGAAGUCCGGGUUUGCUGAAUCCCUUCAAAGUUAUCUUGAUUACGGUGCUAAUCCUGCAACUAUUAUUCAGGGAGCAGUGCCUCACAUCCUCGAGAAGACGACCAAGGAUUUCUUUUCAAACAUCAAUAAUAUAUUAAGGGAAGCUGUUGAAGUAUUUAUUACCAAAAUUCAGGAGAUACCUUGCUUUACCUGCCCAUACAAACCAGAUGGAGCAAUGUCAGUGAUGUUUAAGUUGAACCUGUCAUUUUUGGAAGGCAUAAAUGAUGAUAUGGAUUUCUGCACUAAGCUAGUCCAUGAAGAAUCAGUAAUCAUUCUGCCAGGAAUGGUGGUGGGGCUGAAGGAUUGGCUGCGAUUAACUUUUGCUAUUGAGCCAUCCAUUCUUGAAGAAGGACUUGAGAGGAUAAAAGCUUUCUGCUUGAGGCGUUCAAGCAGCUAAAAGAAAAAUUGGUCUCAAUUUGCUAAUCUAUUGUGAAUCAAGUCUUUUAUUAUUAGUGUUGAAAUAGACUAAUGUAGAAUUUCUCCUUAAUUGACAAUUACUUUUCGUUGUUAAAAGCUACAAUCUUUGGACGUUGCACGACAAUUUGAAUUGUUUUACGUAAGGCGGAGCCAGAAUUUGAAGUAGGGUUCGAAA
Nicotiana tabacum (common tobacco) is the source of this 2361-nucleotide messenger RNA. RefSeq names its product nicotianamine aminotransferase 1-like. The record is from RefSeq and is a predicted model, not a curated record. Gene Ontology annotation, biological process: biosynthetic process; L-tyrosine catabolic process. Lineage: Eukaryota; Viridiplantae; Streptophyta; Magnoliopsida; Solanales; Solanaceae. Gene Ontology annotation, molecular function: pyridoxal phosphate binding; L-tyrosine:2-oxoglutarate transaminase activity.